Ctenocephalides felis (cat flea) is the source of this 1460-nucleotide messenger RNA. It is a transcript of the gene Taf7, whose product is annotated as transcription initiation factor TFIID subunit 7. The transcript has a single exon. The coding region runs from base 114 to 1460 and encodes 448 amino acids. The record is from RefSeq and is a predicted model, not a curated record. Gene Ontology annotation, biological process: transcription initiation at RNA polymerase II promoter; RNA polymerase II preinitiation complex assembly. NCBI's taxonomy places the organism in Eukaryota, Metazoa, Arthropoda, Insecta, Siphonaptera, Pulicidae. Gene Ontology annotation, cellular component: transcription factor TFIID complex. Gene Ontology annotation, molecular function: RNA polymerase II general transcription initiation factor activity.
AGUAGCUGGUAUUCAAACAAGUAGUUGGAGGAUUCAUACUUUUAUAACCUAAAUUGAAAUCAGACUAUUAUAUUCAUUCAGUUUCUGUUUGCUUUAGUAAUACUCACAUUAAAAUGAGUUAUAACAAAAGUAAUCGUCCAGUUAGUGAUAAAAGAGAUUAUAGCGAAGUGGUUGAAUUGGAAAAUCAGUUUAUACUCCGUCUUCCAGAGGAGCCUGCAAAAGUUCUAAGGGAGGCAUUGAAAAAUGGAGUGGCUAGUUUGAAGGACAGGUUUACCAUUCAGUUAGAAGACGACAUGCGUUAUGGAGAAGUACGAAUCGAUCAUUUUCUUAUGCACGCUAAAGUUGUUGAUUUGCCAACUAUUGUGGAAUCACUCAAAACUAUUGACAACAGGAGCUUUUAUAAAACUGCAGAUAUAUGUCAAAUGAUGAUAUGUAAGGAGGAACCUGAUAUAUUAUCAACAGAUGAAGAAUCUCCACUCAAGAAUAAGAAAAAAGACCCAAAUAAGGUAGACAAAAAGUUUUUAUGGCCACAUGGGAUAACUCCACCAACAAAAAAUGUUCGCAGAAGACGUUUUAGAAAGACUCUCAAAAAAAAGUAUGUCGAAGCACCAGAAAUUGAGAAAGAAGUGAAACGUUUACUUCGAGAAGAUAAUGAUGCUGUCAGUGUGAAAUGGGAAAUCAUCAGUGAAGAUGAUGACCAAAUAAAGCAAGAUAUACCUAGUGGAAUGCACACCAAUGUAGAAGAAGAUUCUUCAAAUAAAAUGAAAAAUAAAUCUAUAAUAAAAUCAAAAACUAGGCCAAUGUCAUAUACAGGAGUUCAAAAAAAUAGUCCUUUGGUAGACUCACGUAUGAAUACUGAAUCAUCUUAUGAAAGUACAUCAAGAUUAGAUCUCGUCGAACAUGAUAUAUUUGGUGGAGCUGUUAGUGAUUCUGAAGAAGAAGAUACUAAUAUUAAUAUAGAUAUAGAUGAUAAUAGCCGACUGUCAGCAGAUGAUACCACAAUGAAUGAUUCAAGCUCUCUUCAGGGAGCCGAAAAUGAUGAUAAACUUGUAACAUCUUUUAGCAGUGAAAUGUUUUAUCCAUCUAGUUCUUCUGGGAUUGCAAUUGAAGGAAAUCAUUAUAAUCAAAAUAAUUCAGAUGAAAAUGUUUCUAGAAAAACUAGUAGUAAGGCAGAUAAUUUAGAGCAAAGUACUUCUUGCCUUGAACAGGAUAAAUCAUCCAAUAAUUCAGGAAACUUUGUGGACAGAAAUACUCCAAAAGAUAUGCUUAUGUCACGCAUUGAAGAAAUUCGUGAACAAUUACAAGAGUUGCAAAGUCAAAAGCUUCAAAAGCAGCGCGAGGUUGAUAAUAUGGAGAAUGCAGCAUUGCAACAGAGAUUCCAAGAAAUGUUGAAAUCACUUGAAGAGCAAAUACGAAUUAAAGAGAUGGAGUAUGAAAACUUGCAGUCAAUGCUGAAUUAA